Messenger RNA from Seriola aureovittata, 1179 nucleotides. RefSeq names its product serine protease 1-like. NCBI's taxonomy places the organism in Eukaryota, Metazoa, Chordata, Actinopteri, Carangiformes, Carangidae. The record is from RefSeq and is a predicted model, not a curated record. The transcript is spliced from 4 exons. Gene Ontology annotation, molecular function: serine-type endopeptidase activity. Bases 202 to 987 code for a protein of 261 amino acids. Gene Ontology annotation, biological process: proteolysis.
GGUGAGGAGAGGUGAAGGGAAGUAAGGCGGUGGGGGUGGUGGUGCAUGGAAAGACACAGAGGGGUUAAGGUAUAAAUGCAGUGAGUUACAGACCAUUCACGUCCAGUCUGGUUGUAGAAAGGCUUGAGUCAGCCACAUGAUGAUUGGCCUGAUUGUUCUCGCACUCGUGGGCGCUGCAGGUAAAGCACAUCUGGUGUAUGGAUGUACAAAGGUUUUAGAAAAAAAACAAAGUAUUGUAACUCUGAUAUAAAUGAAGCAUUUUUAUAUUGUCUUAACACCACAGCUGCAGCCCCAGUGGAUGACAGGAUUGUAGGUGGCUACCGGUGUGAAGCCCACUCCAAACCCUGGCAGGUGUCUCUCAAUAUUGGCUACCAUUUCUGUGGCGGCUCCCUCAUCAACGACCAGUGGAUCAUCUCUGCUGCUCACUGCUGGCAAAACCCCUUUGCUCAGAUUGCAGUCUUGGGUGACAACCACAUCUGGAUCCACGAGGGCACAGAGCAGUAUAUGCCACUAGAUGCCAUCUACUGGCACCAGAGUUACGACUACCAGACCAUGGACUAUGACAUCAUGCUGAUGCAUUUGGCACACCCCGUCACCGUGAACCAAUAUGUCAAGCCUAUCGCCCUGCCCACAGCCUGCCCCUCACCUGGGGACAUGUGCACGGUGUCCGGAUGGGGGAACAUCUACUCCGAUGAAGUGUUCAAUCCAUUUUACCUCCAGUGUGUGGAAGUCCCCAUUGUGUCUAAAAAGGACUGUGAUGCCUCCUAUCCUGGUAUGAUCACUGACCGCAUGUUGUGCGCUGGAUACGUGGAGGGAGGCAAGGAUGCUUGUCAGGGUGACUCUGGUGGUCCUCUGGUGUGUAACGGGGAGCUGCAGGGUGUCGUCUCUUGGGGUCAGGGCUGCGCUCUGCCUAACUUCCCCGGCGUUUACACCAAGGUCUGCUCUCUGAUGCCCUGGAUCAACGACAUUCUCUCCACCUACAGCUAGGCUGUGAUCUCCUGUCACAGAACUACAUGAAAGAGGGUGGAACCAGAGAAAGAUCGAAAUUGAAGGAGACAGAGACAGGAUGUAGCGGUGGGUAGUGUCAGAGAGAAAAGCAGCAGGAGAGCGGUUGAGAGAGAGAAAAUGAGAUGUGUUUAGCAAGGGCACAGCCAAUAAAAUCUUCCACUUUGUGAUGCA